AUGAUUACAUUAAUAUCUAGUGUCACUAGCCUCACUACAAAAGUAUUUUUAUAACACAGCUAGCCUUUCUUAAGCCUUCACUAGUCUCUGUAACACGGUAGCCUUUCUUCAAAAAGUUUUGCCUCUCUAUAACGCAUUCGGUCUCGUUACAGUGUCACCUUCUUGCAGAAAGCUUUAUUAUAACACCGAUUAUCUUCAUAUAGUGUCAGUAGCUUUCCUUUAACAGUUUCAAGGCUAAUUUAUUGCUCCUACCCAAAAAUAUCCCAUGCAUACCCUGCAACGUACUGUAUUCCAUCAUACAAUAGCUCAGUUUUACUGUUACUUUUCUUGUUAACGGGCGCAUUACGUAGAGUUAAUAUCAUUAUUUGUCAUGUUUCAGGCGACAGUUUUGAUACUAACCAUCUGUUACGCUGAAUAUUUGCCAACGGGGUUAUGAAAUUUUUACAUUAAGAGCUGCGGGAUAUAAAUUCAUCUUCUCUUCUACACUUUCAGAUGUCUGAAAACUGAUCUAAAAACUUGGAUGCUCCAGUGAACUUUUUAAAUAGGAGGACAAACAAACGAGGUGUACGUGUGAAUAAACGUCAAUAAAAAUUAUCUUGGCUAAUAAAUGGCUGAAUGAGACGCGUGAUGUUUUCAAAAUCGACCAAUAGUAGAACAAUGACGUGUACUGGGAGAAUUAUUUUUAGCUGUUCCAUCGAUUUAACCGAUCAAUUUGUCCGGCUACUGGUCAUUACUUUUAUUCUUCCAAAAAUUCAGUUAUCAUAUGCAUCGCGUGUGCUAACUCGUAAAGGUAUACAACCCUAUCGAAACAUUGACUAUAAUUUAACACGUUGCUAAAUUGAAGACACGUAUCCUGUACUUAGAAAAGUCUUUAUACUAUCGAAAAUAACCCCUUUGGAACGUGCUAUGGAAAUAUUUUGUACACACCCAUUCAACUACUAGAAACUGGCAUGUGUAGUUUGAAUGGGUGUGCGCGGGAUAUCAGCUGUAUGACGGUAUAUUGAGGGUUUGUUUGCAACGUUAGGGUGUUUACGAGAUAACUAAUGGCUUAGAUAGAUAAUCGAGGACGUUUACAACGUAUUCACGAAGUUCUGUUUCCUUGAGAUCAUGUCGGAUUUGUUUUAUGAAGAUAGCCUAAUAGUUGAUUUCUUGCAAAACAGAACGAAAGAUUGAGUUUGGCCGUACCUAUGUUAGAAUCGGACUUUCGAUCCUUUCGACCUUUGACCUCCCGAAAUCACCAUGCUGCUACCAAGGAGACGAAGUCUCAUCCUCAAACUUAUCCUGUUAGUUCCCAUCACGUGGUUCGUUGUGACCCUGCUAUUGACCCACGGCGACAAACUACAUCCAGACACCAAAGAUGACCUAGAUGGCAGGGCGGCCAAAGUGGUGCUUCCAAAUUCCGUAUACAUAGGAAAAGGUGAAAACGAUGGGGUCAGAGGUCAUCAGAAGCGAGAUAGCGUAGAGCAGAAGGGUGUCCUACCUAUUCCGCACGAACCAAAUGGUCCUGGUGAAUUGGGUAAGCCCGUAAAAUUAUCCAAUCUCACGGACGAGCAGCAACGCAUAGUCAAAGAAGGAUGGCAGAAGAAUGCAUUUAAUCAGUACGUCAGCGAUAUGAUUUCACUUCACAGGAGCUUACCGGAUGUUCGGGAUAAAGAGUGCAGGAACGAGAAAUAUCAAAAAAAACUUCCAGCCACGAGUGUUAUAAUAUGCUUCCAUAAUGAAGCGUGGAGUGUACUCCUGCGUACUGUAUACAGCGUUCUGGACAGAUCUCCCGACGAUUAUGUGAAAGAAGUGAUACUCGUGGACGACUUCUCCGAUCUUCCUCAUUUAGGUAAGCAACUGGAAGAAUUCGUCAAUCAGACCAAAAAGGUUCGGCUGGUCCGCGCCAAACGCAGGGAAGGUCUCAUCCGCGCUCGUCUGUUGGGUGCAUCCGCUGCCACUGCACCUAUCCUCACUUAUCUAGACUCACAUUGUGAAUGUACAGAAGGAUGGUUAGAACCGCUCUUAGAUCGUAUUGCACGAAACUCCUCGACUGUGGUGUGCCCAGUUAUUGAUGUAAUUAAUGACGACACGUUCGAGUACCAUUUUAGAGAUUCCUCGGGGUUGAAUGUCGGAGGAUUUGAUUGGAAUCUUCAGUUUAACUGGCAUGCUGUACCAGAUAGGGAGAAGAGGAGGAGAAAACACAUGUGGGACCCUGUCUGGUCUCCCACGAUGGCCGGUGGCUUAUUUGCAAUAGACAAACAAUUUUUUGAGAAAUUAGGUACUUACGACAGCGGGUUUGACAUUUGGGGAGGGGAAAACUUAGAAUUAUCCUUUAAGACUUGGAUGUGUGGAGGGACUUUAGAAAUUGUUCCCUGCUCUCAUGUGGGGCACAUCUUCCGUAAACGUAGUCCUUAUAAAUGGAGGUCUGGAGUCAAUGUGCUUAAAAGAAAUUCUGUACGACUAGCAGCUGUAUGGUUAGACGAUUACUCUAAAUAUUAUUAUCAGCGCAUUGGCUACGACUUGGGUGACUAUGGUGAUAUUAGCAAGCGGUCGGAGUUACGUAAAAAGCUGAAAUGCAAAACUUUUGACUGGUAUUUAAAAAAUGUGUAUCCUGAAUUAUUUAUCCCAGGAGAAGCAGUUGCUUCAGGAGAGGUUCGUAAUCUCGGUAUGGGUUCUGGUACCUGCCUUGACAGCCCCGCGAGACGGGACGACCUACACAAACCUGUAGGACUCUAUCCAUGCCACGGGCAGGGUGGUAACCAGUUCUGGAUGCUUAGCAAACAAGGCGAGAUUAGGAGAGACGAAGCUUGUCUGGAUUAUGCGGGAAAAGACGUCAUUCUCUACCCCUGUCACGGCUCCAAGGGUAAUCAGCUGUGGAUAUAUAAUCCGGAUACUCACAGAAUAAGACACGGGAGCAGCGGCAAGUGUCUGGAGAUGUCCACAGACAAGCAGCAUCUGUUGAUGAGAGAGUGCUCGUCCGAAGUGAGGCAGCAAUGGAACUUUCAAAACUACGAUGCUUCAAAAGCGGCCGGCAAUUAACGAUCGAUAAACUUAGUCGCGUUGCAAAUUUUACUUCCCUCCGGUCGUCCGGAUAAUCGGGAUUCCGCUCGAAAGACGUGGAGAGAGAGAAACGUGCGACCGUCGACGAAUCGUCAACGAAAGUGCCAUUUUUGUUCUCGCAGUAUUAACGGCCGUGGAACUCCGACCCGUCGAGGACCAAGGAAGAUCUCUUUCGAAAAACAUGCAAAAACACUUGUAAACAAGAAAAAAUUGCCUUAAGACAGUCUAAAACGAGGGAUGCCAAACCCCCAUCACGUGCCUUAAGUGUAUCGUCGUAACGGCGUAAUGGCCGACGUAAAUCGGUAGUGUUGACAAUUUCGAGUAGCGACGAUUUAUUUCCGAAACGAGGAAGCCCAACACGAGAAAGACAUUCCAUAAUACUUCAAAGCACGUGUGAUAUCGUGUGACCGUCUGUGGACGGGCGGCGACAUUCCACCGAGACUGUAACGUGAUGGGACAAUUUUUUAAUUAGGCAGGUCUACCGUAACUUAGUAAAUUUAGGGGUUUCUUUUUGUUUUCUUCCUCGUAGUUACGACCAGGGAAUAUUUUUUGUCGUUAUUAUUAUUGUUAUUAUUAUUAUUUUCCUUUCGUAUAAUCUUGUGUUCAGUGCUAAAUCAUUUGUUGUACAUUCCCGGAAGUAAAAUAAGAAUUGAUGAAUUCGUGUACAAAGUUACUGUACAGAAAAAAAAUAUAUUGUAACUGCAGGGAUAACAUUCGAGUGUAUGAUUUUUGAUAGAACGAAUAGGUUUUUACCAAAUGCCCAGUACUUUCUGCAAAAUUCUGGCACCAGAAAAUUCUUGGUAGGAGUCCUUCCAGUUUGUGCCUUAUACAAACACUUGUUUAUUCCCGAAAACAAUAAAUCUUCAAAAUCAACA
Molecule: messenger RNA, 3917 nt
Organism: Centruroides sculpturatus (bark scorpion)
Lineage: Eukaryota; Metazoa; Arthropoda; Arachnida; Scorpiones; Buthidae
Product: putative polypeptide N-acetylgalactosaminyltransferase 9
Exons: 12
Coding region: 1240-3021 (593 amino acids)
Cellular component (GO): Golgi apparatus
Source: RefSeq, a predicted model, not a curated record